UACAUUUACAAUAUUAUUCGUGCUCCUUUGUGGAGGUAAUAAAUGAACAUACGACGACAUAUAUCGCUAUUUUUAGAAAUAUAAAAACAAAAAAUGUAUGCCCUACUACUUGUUUAAUUUUCAUUCAGUGUCUUUCUCGUGUCAACGCCGUUUUGGUUGCUAUGGUUACGCUAGCACGCUUGACUAUUUAGCCAAGGGAAUCGAGUUUUUAAGAAACUGCACCACUUGUGUGUUUGUUUCUUUUUCUGCUUAGUAUGUAACGGCAAACAUUGAAAUCCUACUGAAGACAUAUUGGGUGCGGUAAAGUGGGAAAAAUCUACGGUUAUUUGAGAGUGAAACCUGUAGUGUUGGGUUCAUAUCCUCUUUAAAUUGACCUCCCUUGGUUCCUUCUGAUUGCAUCAUUAUGGACAUUGGAGAAAAGCUAAAAGAGCUCAACAUGACAGGGGAGGAAAUGAAGAGCUUGACUAAGGCGUUUAAAGAUGAGAAAUUCAGGGCGAUGCUCAAUGAUUACGCCCAGGAGAUUGCAGAUCCGGAGAAUAGGAGGAUCUAUGAGGAGGAGAUUGCUAUUCUGGAGCAGCAGAGAGGAAACAACAUCGAGUUCAUCCACCCUAAGCCUUUCAGGGCCCUGAGGACCAGUGUGAACCGCAAGCACAAGUGCUACAUCAAUAUCUGCGGCAAUGACAAAAUUGGGAAGCCCGAGUGCAAGUGGGGGGUGUCCGAGGAUGGUCGCAGAGGGCAGUGCUGGUCAUUGCCUCACAAUCUGCAUCCAGGGAGGCAAGACAAUGAUCCAAAAGGGAACAAAAUCAUGAUCUAUGAUGUUAUUUUCCACCCUGACACCCUCCACAUAGCAAACAAAAAGGCAGAAUUCAUGGAAAUGGUGAUCAGCACGGCCAUUCAGGGAAUCCAGGAUGCCUUUAAGGUGACGCUGGACAAAAACAACGUGAGGGAGAUGAACACAAAGUACAAGGGCAUGCCUCAGCCUUGUGUCAUCCGUAAACCCAUCCCUGGAUAUACAGCCAAGCCUCCUGAAAAUCACCCCCUCGCUUUCCCAUAUCCAGAUGAAAAAAAAACAAAAAUCAGCACCGAUCCCAAACCUAAGAGCUUCAAAAUAGAGAAUGAGAAAAGCAAAGAGCCCACUGAGCCAAGCUACACCGUGAAAUACCGAUCAUUCAUUGACCUGCAGGACUUCAGAUGCUCCAGGGACUCCGGAAAGAGCCCCAGGCCCAAAGAGAUUGUCGUCACGAUAGACGUACCGCUGCUGAAGUCCGUUGCAGACGCCAGCCUUGAAGUGAAGGAGAAAACUCUGCUGCUGGAAUCCGAGAAGCCCGCCUACAGGCUGGAGCUGCCCCUGUCCUACCCGGUGGACGAGGACAGAGGAGAGGCCAAGUUCAGCAAGCAGAGGGGCCAAUUGACGGUCACACUACCCGUCCUUCCUUCCAAUGAGGCGCUGGAGCUUGUGUGCAGUGGAACAGAGGAGCAGGAGAAAAGUCAAGUUCUUGAAGAGGAGGUGAUCAAAGCCCAGGAUGGCGCCGGAGGUGAGAAACCUGUGAUGGCCCAUCGGGAAGAAGAUAUUGGUGAGGGGAAGCAGUUGAAUGAGAACGGAACGUGUAAAGAACAAGAGGAUCAAGGAGUUGAGGAAAAGAGAAGAGAUGACAUCAAGGAUAAUGCUGAACAGAAUCUACUUUACAUUCAAGAAAGUAAAAGUAAGAAUCCAAUGAGAAAAGAAGAUCCACUACAGAGAAUUCAUUUCAAUCACGAAAACCCAGCAAGUCUUGAUCUUCUCCAGAUUACGCCUGUUGAAACCUCUAGAAUUGUAGAAAAGGCACAUGUGGACUCAGAUUCAGACUCAAGCGUCCACGUGAAGGACGGCAAUAUGCGAGGAGCAGAAAAGACAGGAGAGAAGGUGAAGAAACAUCAGGACGGUGUUGAGGGUGAACAACCAGAGACGGACGAUAAGGAAAAAGUGGAAAUUACUGAAGAAGAAGAGUGGCUGACAGAGAAGGUAGCAUACGAAGAACCGGAGGAGGAGGAACAAAUAGUUGGGGAAAAGAGAAGUGAGGCGGUGGAGAAAGACGGAGAACAUGAGGUACUUCUCACUAAAGAAAGUCAGCUCAAAUGCAAACCAAACGAAAAUAAGGAUCCCGUAAGCGAAGAGGAGCAGCUGAGAGGGAAAAGAACAUACGAAGAACAUGUGGCCGUAGAACAAGGAAUUGGAGAAAAGAGAGGGAUGGAAAUGGAGGAGGAGGACACACACGAUGCACUGUGCAUUCCAGAAAAUAAAAGAAAGGGUCAAGUGAGGGAAGAAGAAGCACCACAGGGAAUGGACUCUGAUCAAGAAAGACAAGCGUGUCUUGAUCUGCUGCAAAUUUCCCCCGCACGGGAAGAAGAAGCAAACGUGGACUUGAGUGCCCGACUGGAGAACCUUCCGAGGAAAGAGGCAGAAGAGGAGGAUGUUAAGAUGGAAAUAGAUACAUUACAGGAGGGUGAACCAUCUAGGGAAGGCCCCGAUACGGAAACCACCUUGAAGAACACCAAAGCAACAAGUGAGAGACAAGAGGAAGCUUCUUACAUGGGAGGAGACGACCAAUUGGGCCAGAUCCCCGAGGAAGGUGCCACCCUCUCUACUAAGGAAGAAGUGAGGGUGGGGGAGCAGGAGGAGGACAUGCCAGAAAAGCAGAUCACGCAAAAAGCAGAACCAGUCAAGAAGCCGCCGCCUGUUUCACUCCGGGAAAUCGACGAAGAUGGAAAUGAGACGGUGUUCAGCGAUCACACCACAGCAGCGGGAUUCCUCUUCCAGAACGCCCUCAUUUACGAACUUGACUGACACUGGUUGACAAAGUUGUUUCAUGAAUGCGUGUCUGACUUUCAAUUAAACACAUGUAAAGUUU
Syngnathoides biaculeatus (alligator pipefish) is the source of this 2888-nucleotide messenger RNA. RefSeq names its product dynein axonemal assembly factor 2 (gene dnaaf2). Bases 404 to 2824 code for a protein of 806 amino acids. Lineage: Eukaryota; Metazoa; Chordata; Actinopteri; Syngnathiformes; Syngnathidae. Gene Ontology annotation, cellular component: cytoplasm. The record is from RefSeq and is a predicted model, not a curated record. Gene Ontology annotation, biological process: axonemal dynein complex assembly. The transcript is spliced from 3 exons.